CCGAGCACACAUCGAAACACAUAUCGUCAUCGCGCGGCGCCCAGUGACGCGUUGGCGGCGUGUCGCCCGCGAUCUCGCGGAACAACAAAAGACGCAAUCUUUACAGGUGUUGAAAAAUGGAAUUAUCAUCAGAAAUAUUGGAGACCUUAGUUAUGAAUAACAAGGACGUUAUGGAGGUAUUGAAAGACCAAAAUAUUACAGAAGAGAAUAUCAUAUUUGAAUCCGAAGUGACCGAAGAUUCUGAGGAAGCGGAAGAAAUAGAAGAAAUUAUAGAGAUAAUCGAGGAGGUCGAGGAGGAAGGCGAUGAGACACCUCUGGAUGAUAACGCCUCGGAUAAGGACAAGCCAGCAGAUGCAAAGGGUACUGAAACGGUUGAAAGGACAAAGAAAAAUGACAAAGCGACCAGUAAAAACAUAGAGCUCUACAGCUUCGAGGAGGAGAAUUCAAUGUUUACCUCGCAAUUAGAAAAAGAACCAGCCAAGAAUGUAAAAAGUAGCACCCAGAAAACUUCUAAGAAACAAGUUAUAAACUAUGACGUUGACGAGGAUUGGCAGGAUGAGGAGCUGGAGCGUGUGGAUGCUAUAGACAAUAAUUCCGAAUUGACGGAUAAUCGUGCGAACUCUUUACGGACACAGGCUGACAAGAAGCAUGUAAAUAAUCAAACUGUCUUAAUUCAAUCAAACAAAUUAGAUUUAAAGACCCACGGGGAUUCCACGGGGAGAGCAGACAAAUCUCGAAUGGACGGGAAUAAAGUGAAUAAUAUCGAGGACGACAACGAGUCGACUCAAGAGAUAGUGAAAAAUACGGAGAACAAUCUGUUGUACACUGUGCUUGGGACAAAGAAGCAAGAUUCUUCCGCUAAACAACAACAGCAAGAGAAACUCAAUGAUCAAUAUGUUAAAAUGGAACGACUUGAAGCGAAUACUAUACCAGUCGAGGGUACUAUUUACUAUGAAGGAGACAACAUGGAGACACUGUACGUAGCGCAAGCCAUCGACGAUAAUGAACAAUAUCAGUAUGAUAACGCGACGAUGGAGCAAGAUGAGCAAAUGUCCUGGGAAGUAACGAAUUCCGAGACUAAUCAAAAUCAGGAAGAAGAUAAUUCUCAAGAUCAAAUAUUUUUGCAUGAAGACGAAGACGGUCAGUUGUACUUCAAGGAUGCUAGUGGAACUCUGCAACCGGUAUACUUAACCGAGGAUGGAAAUUACGCGAUUGCUGAAAACAACGAUGAUAAUACCAACAAAGAAUUGCAAUCUAAAUCUCAUCAGAACAAUAGUACAAUCGAAGAGGAGACUUUUAUUUUGCCCGAUAUAGAUUCAUCCACCUAUAAGACCACUUCUAAUAAACAGGUAUCAUUUAUUAUACAAUGA
This is a messenger RNA of Wasmannia auropunctata (little fire ant), 1370 nucleotides long. RefSeq names its product protein PFC0760c-like. The coding region runs from base 117 to 1370 and encodes 417 amino acids. NCBI's taxonomy places the organism in Eukaryota, Metazoa, Arthropoda, Insecta, Hymenoptera, Formicidae. The record is from RefSeq and is a predicted model, not a curated record. The transcript has 4 exons.